Messenger RNA from Rangifer tarandus platyrhynchus (Svalbard reindeer), 315 nucleotides. The record is from the annotation of a GenBank genome assembly. Lineage: Eukaryota; Metazoa; Chordata; Mammalia; Artiodactyla; Cervidae.
AUGCCUCGGGGUUCCCGCUGGAGCCUGCGUCUGAGCAAAGAGCUGAACAACCAGAUCGAGAGCUUCAACAGCCCCUCCCUGGAGAAGGUUGGUUCCCAGAGGCAGGGCUGUUCAGACAGGGAGGGGACUCCGGCGACAGCCCGCGUGAGGCCAGGAUUGUGUUUCUAUUAUGCUGCGACUUGCUGUACCGUGAGACCGCCACUCUUCUGUUUCCUGCUGAGCUCAAGGCCAGAAGCUAAUGCACAAAAAUCCACGGGAAAGACGCUCAUAAACAAAAUAUACAGCGCACACCUGGCUUCGUGCAGGACACGCUGA